AGGCAGGAGUUUGCACAAAAUUAGCCCAAGAAAAUAAGCCAUAUUCCUGAAGGAUCAAAAUCACCUAACUGAAAAAAAAUCACAAAUAUAUUCAGACCAUGAUGCAUGUCCCAUUAGAAAUAUUGAAAUGCAAUAUUCACCGGCGGGAGCAAUGUUUCCGAGAGCGCUGGGUGCUCGGCGGGUCGGGGUAGCCCUAAGCCGGGCGUCAUGCCCUGCAACAUGCGCACCACGCUCAUUUUCGGUGGCUUCGUCUCCCUGAUCGGCACCGCCUUUUACCCCAUCUACUUCCGGCCCCUAAUGAGGCUGGAGGAGUACCAGAAAGAACAAGCCAUAAAUCGGGCUGGAAUUGUUCAAGAAGAUGUGCAGCCUCCAGGGUUAAAAGUGUGGUCAGAUCCAUUUGGCAGGAAAUGAGAGAGGCUGUCAGCAACUCUGAUUACGAGUAUAGACAUCUGCGUGCUUUCGAUGUGGCAGGGACCAUAAUAAAUCACCUGGCUAUCGGAUGAAAGCUGGAGAAACAAACUGCAAUGCCAUCAAUAAGAUGACUUGUAAUGAGAGACUGUGCCCAAGGAUUCACAUUAAGUAUCCAAAAGAACCCUGGAAUAAAUUACACCGUUAGCAGGUUUUCAUGAUUUGGUUUGCCUUCCCCCAAAAUGAAGCCAUCUCCCCUCGCUAUGUUUGGAGGGGACCUGCUUAUUAUUCAGCCUUUACCCUUGACAGAGCUGUGAUGUGCAUACGAGCAACCAGGAAGGGCCUCGGCUGUUUUGCCAUCUUCCAAAUAAGAGACUGCGCCGCGCCGGCGCCGCGGCUCACUAGGCUAAUCCUCCGCCUUGCGGCGCCGGCACACCAGGUUCUAGUCCUGGUCGGGGCGCCAGAUUCUGUCCCGGUUGCCCCUCUUCCAGGCCAGCUCUCUGCUGUGGCCAGGGAGGGCCGUGGAGGAUGGCCCAAGUACUUGGGCCCUGCACCCCAUGGGAGACCAGGAGAAGCACCUGGCUCCUGCCAUCGGAUCAGUGCGCUGCGCCGGCAGCGGCGGCCAUUGGAGGGUGAACCAACGGCAAAGGAAGACCUUUCUCUCGGUCUCUCUCUCACUGUCCACUCUGCCUGUCAAAAAUUAAAAAAAAAAAAAAAGAAAGAGAGAGAGAGAGAGAGAUUGCGCCGAAAACCCUCCCUGCUGGACCUGGGGCUCUUCUAAAACGUCCAUGUUGGAAAGGCUCUCUGGGGACAGGGUAGUGGGGCUGUUUAGGAAUAACCAGUUCCGCUUACCCACGGCUCCUGGAAGGUGGCUCUGCAUUGGAAACUAAGUUACUACAAAGCCCAUUCAGCUGUGUAUGCCCAUGUGCAUGGUCCAAAUCACGGUGAAUUAACAGGAGCGCAAAUAUGCAUACAGUAAAAUGAUUUAUUUUUAAUUCACAA
This is a messenger RNA of Oryctolagus cuniculus (rabbit), 1410 nucleotides long. NCBI's taxonomy places the organism in Eukaryota, Metazoa, Chordata, Mammalia, Lagomorpha, Leporidae. The record is from RefSeq and is a predicted model, not a curated record.